Molecule: messenger RNA, 2703 nt
Organism: Drosophila takahashii
Lineage: Eukaryota; Metazoa; Arthropoda; Insecta; Diptera; Drosophilidae
Gene: Drep2
Product: DNA fragmentation factor-related protein 2
Biological process (GO): apoptotic process; regulation of apoptotic process
Source: RefSeq, a predicted model, not a curated record
UACCAAAAGUAAAAGCUAUUGCUAUCGAUAACGAUAGUACCUCGAGAAAAUAAAAAUUGAUUUGCAUUUGUUCUCGGCUUAAAAUGAAUUAAAUGUUAUUGUUUUUGCACCGAAAAAACUCCCAAGUCGCCAAAUCCACAAAUUCCACUAGUCAAACGGACUAAACUGAAACAAAUCGAACAACUGCCAAAAACUAGAGCGUAUGUGAAGGAAAGGCGUGUGUACGAUACACACCGAGCGAUAAGAAAAAAACGGUUACAAGAAAGCUCUCGAGGGAAAAAAAAAACGAGAAAUAAUACAUUUUACAAACGAAACAAAAAACCAAGCCGCGAGUGCCGCAAAAAUUGGCGAAAAUCGCAACAAAAAAGUGUAUGUCAAAUAGGAAAAUGUGGCUCCGCCAGCGAUAACGGUACUCCAAUGCGCUCUCUCGCACGCACACAGACACACACCGCACACCAUCGCCACUGCCAAAUAGCGAAUCCUGACCAACAGCCGCACCUAUAAAAGUGGGCGUAGCUGGCUUAAUCUAAUACCCAAGCGGAUUCCGAUACACACCUAUACACACAUGCCCACGCUGGAAGAGAAGGAGAGGAAAGGAAGCUAAGCGAAAGGACAGGACAGAAGGGCAGGAAGAACAAAGCAGCAUCGGCGCGUUGGAGAAAUGUGCGGGAAGAGAAGAUUGAAAAUAAACGUGUAGUAGAGAAUUUUUGAAGCACUCACACGCACACCUCCCACACUCUUUUUCUCUCUGUCUCUCUGCUUAUCCCGUUUGCCGCCUACACACAUACAUACGUACAUACGCUCUCGUAUCGCGAAAAGCGUGAGCUUUGUUGUUGCUUCUCCCACCCCCUCUCUUCUUGGGGAGCUUCUGCUGUUGUUGUUGUUGUUGCCGCUGAGCAAAUGGCAGACCCUCUAAGCGGGCGCCGCUGGUGAUAACAUGUCGUAAUGGCCAGAGAGGAGUCUCGCGGCAAGAGACCACUGAAAAUCUGGGACAGCUGGCGGAAUGUGCGCAAGGGCGUCGUAGUUGGGACCUUCGAGGAGCUCUUGGUCCGCGGCAAGGAUAAGCUGGGGGUUCCUGCUUCAGAACCGGUGCGUGUCGUUCUGGAGUGUGAUGGAACCCAAAUCGAGGAUGGCGAAUACUUUCGCACCCUGGCCAACAAUACGGUGCUGCUGCUGUUGAGGCAGGGAGAGCGCUGGUAUCCCACUGGCGUCGAUGUCAUAAAGGCUGCCAUAUCAGCUAUUCCGAAAAUCGUCUGUGAGACGAUUCAUGCGCUGGAGUUGCAUGAUGAGACACCGUCGUGGAAGAUCAUGGAUAACAAAGGGCGUGUCACGGUCGUUUUGCACUGGGAUCAGCGGCAGGGCGGAGGAGGCGGCGGCGGCGGCGGAGGAAGUGGUGGCGCUGGCGGAGGCGGAGUGGGGAGCAUGUGCUCCGGCCUGGGCAGCAGCAAUGGACUGCUGUCGUCCGACAAGUACUCGCCCUCAAAGAAGGGCCUCUCCGCGCAGAGUUCGCUGGACAACAAGUCGGUGUCAUCGCAGUCCUCCCAGCCGCGCUACGCCAGCCCCCAAAUAACGGUGAUUAGCGACGACGGACCGGCUAGCAUAUACCAUCCCGGUGGCGUUGUCCUGCCGCCAGGAGUUGUGAUACCCGGCGGCAGCAGGCGGCUCUCCAAGCAGGGCAGCUCCUUCGACAGCACCGUGGGCGUGGGCGUGGGAGCGGUCCACGUGCAUACGCCGGAAUGCGCCCACCACGCCCACACGCCCAGCAGGGCGGGCAGUCCCAGCACAACGGAGUGCGAUUUCCACUGCUGUGCGCUGCACGAGGAGGGGCGCAAGAUCGCCGUGCACAAGAGCGUGGCCACGUCGCCCAUCCAGGACGGGAGCAGCAGUCCCCAGCCGCAGUCGGCACCAUCGGUUAUGGAUCCUAUGCUGGGCGGCAGCAGCGGCGGCGGCGGCGGAAGCGGCAGCAUGCAGCGUCGUUCGUCGGGCGCCAAGGGUCAUGUGCGAUUCCUGGACAUCGCCCCGGAGCGGGACAGCUCCGAGAGCGAGACGGAGAACACGGUGAUGGAGGACGACAAGACGACGACGGAGAAGUUUCUGCUGCUGAUCGACCAGCUGUCGGUGGACCAGAAGCGCCACCUUAGCAUCAAGGACAUCGGCAUCAUACUGGAGCGCCUCAACUCGAAGAUCCUCGACGUGGAGCGAUUGGAUCGCGAGUCCGAGUCGGACGAUUGCUACAACUGGACGAUAAAGGCGACAAUACGCGGCGAUGCGCUGCGCGAACUGGGCGUCAUUUACAAUGGCAACUACUAUGCCAUCUCCGAGCAUCCCGGCUACAAGGAGGAGCUGGAGGAGAACGGCGAGGAGGUCGAGGAGGAGGAGGAGGAGGAUGAGGAGGACAGAAUUUAGAGUGCCAGUGACAGGCGGACGAAUGCCCCACGUUGGGCGCCACGGAAGGUAUCAAUAAACUAGCGCAUUUUACAGAAACAGAAAACGAAAAAAAUGGAAAAACCAAAAAUAGGAGUAGCCCAGCAGCUCAACAUACGAACACACUCACACACACCAACAUGCAUACAUAUAUACAUAUAUACUUAUAUAAAAUAAUUACGAGAAUAUAAUAAUGCAAGUCGCACAUUGUACAAUAGUGAAGUAAGCAUAAACGUGAAUUAUAAAAAAAGGCGAAAGCAAAGCAGAUACACACACACA